This is a messenger RNA of Tribolium castaneum (red flour beetle), 3180 nucleotides long. RefSeq names its product spidroin-1. The coding region runs from base 240 to 3128 and encodes 962 amino acids. Lineage: Eukaryota; Metazoa; Arthropoda; Insecta; Coleoptera; Tenebrionidae. The transcript is spliced from 5 exons. The record is from RefSeq and is a predicted model, not a curated record.
UUAACAAUAAAAGUGAAAAAGAUAUAAAAAACUCUUCACCCAAAUGUUUCUUUAAUUCAGUCCCUUAUUCUGGCAGUAAUUGCAUUAACAAUUUUCAAACCGGAAAGAAUUACUGAUUACCUACCGAUAAGAUGCAAGCGGCCCUCCUACACUAAUUUUUGCAAUAAUCUCGAAAAGUAUAAAAGUGAGACGAUAUCAGAAUCGCCAGUUAUUGGGUUGCUUGACAUCACAUAAAAAAAAUGAAACGAAAUCCUUUGGUCUUAGUUUGUGUUAGUGUUUUUUUAUAUGCUGGUUCGGGCCUGGCACACUCUUUGUCUGACAUUCCUGCUGUUUGUGCUAGUUAUUUAAAUGGGGCUAACUCGUUUAAAGGACAGAAUUGGGGAAGUUAUGGUGGAGUUGGAACAGGUUCCCAACCCAUCAGUGCCCCUUCACAAUCUAGUUACAGUUUUGGGGCUGGUGCCUCAAACUCUCCAGCUCCAGCCCCACAGAUCGAAGCGUAUUCACCAAAAAAUACUUUUGGUGCUAACGCUGUCUUAGAUUCUUCAAAUUAUGGUUCAUCUUCUCUUGGGUCUAACGCUGGACAGGGUAUAAAUUACCCUCAACAUAUACCAGUCUCGUCAAAUUAUGAAUCAAGCGGAAGUAGUCCUAGUCUUGGAUUAAAUGUAGGACAACCCAGUUCCGCGGGCAGUUACGGAGGAUUUGAUCAAUCAUCAAGCUUUGGUCAAGGGUCUGGAUAUGGUACCUCCCAACCAAAAUUAGUUGGAGGUAGUGGUAUUCAUUAUGGAGAUGAUCAAGGACCAUCAGUUUCUGGUAGCUUGACACCAAGUGGAGGAAAUUAUGGUCAAUCUGCUGGAAUAUCCGCAUCAAUCCCGUCGACUCCUGUCUCUGCAGGACCAUCACCAUCAUUUGACAAUGGAGCGCAAAACUUCGGUUAUGGUCAGUCAUCAAGCGGUCACUCAUUUGGUAGUGGCUACGGAUCUGGAAAUGGUAUUGGAGGACCUACUCUUGAUGCGCCAAGUCAAGGUCUUGAUCAAGGUGGUUAUUUCGGAAGAGCUUCUAGUAAUUAUGGAGCUAGCAAUCUUGGUACUCCUAGUACUGGAGGAGAAGCCAGUGGUUAUAUCACCUCUGGUGGAGUUGGUUUAGGAAAUGCUCCCAGCAGUGGUUCAAAUGCCGUUGGUUUUGUUCGAGGAUCUGAUCGUGGUUUAGACAGUGGUUCACUUACCUCUGGUUCUGGUUUACAAGGGUAUAAUCUCGCCAACAAUGCAGCUAGUGGUGUCGGUCUUGGAGGAAAUACCGGUCUUGGUGCAUCUGGUAGUGGAAGUGGUUUGCAAGGAUAUGGUGCAAGUCUUGGAGGAAAUACCGGUCUUGGUACCUCUGGAAGUGGAAGUGGUUUGCAAGGAUAUGAGUCUGCAAACAACGCAGCUGGUGGUUUAGGUCUUGGAGGAAAUACUGGACUUGGAGCAAGUGGAUACAAUUAUGCCAGCAACACAGCUAGUGGUGCAGGUCUUGGAGGAAAUACCGGUCUUGGUGCUUCUAGUGGUGCAAAUGGUUUGCAAAGAUAUGAAUCUGCAAACAAUGCAGCUGGUGGUUUUGGUCUUGGAGGAAAUACUGGACUUGGAGCAAGUGGAUAUAAUUAUGCCAGCAACACAGCUGGUGGCGCAGGACUUGGAGGAAAUACCGGUCUUGGUGCAUCUGGUAGUGGAAGUGGUUUGCAAGGAUAUGGUGCAAGUCUUGGAGGAAACACCGGUCUUGGUGCCUCUGGAAGUGCAAGUGGUUUGCAAGGAUAUGAAUCUGCAAACAACGCAGCUGGUGGUUUAGGUCUUGGAGGAAAUACUGGACUUGGAGCAAGUGGAUUUAAUUAUGCCAGCAAUACAGCUGGUGGUGCAGGACUUGGAGGAAGCAGCGGUCUAGGUGCCAUUGGUGGUGCAAGUGGUUCUCAAGGAUAUGAAUCUGCAAACAACGCAGCUGGUGGCUUAGGUCUUGGAGGAAAUACUGGUCUUGGAGCAAGUGGAGCAAGUGGAUAUAAUUAUGCCAGCAAUACAGCUGGAAGUGCAGGUCUUGGAGGAAGCAGCGGACUAGGUGCCAUUGGCGGUGCAAGUGGUUCUCAAGGAUUUGAAUCUCCAAACAACGCAGCUGGUGGUUUAGGUCUUGGAGGAAGUGGUUAUAAUUAUGCCAGCAACACACUUGGUAGUGCAGGUCUUGGAGGAAACAACGGUCUUGGUGCCACUAAUAGUGCAGGAUAUGAAUCUGCCAAUAAUGCUGCUAGUGGUGUAGGACUUGGAGGAAAUACUGGUCUUGGAGCAAGUGGAUUUAAUUAUGCCAGCAAUACAGCUGGUGCUGGUCUUGGAGGAAGCAACGGUCUAGGUGCCACUGGUGGUGCAAGUGGUUCUCAAGGAUAUAGCUAUGCCAGUAACGCCGCUGGUGAUGCAGGUCUUGGAGAAAACAGCGGUGCUGGUCUUGGAGGAACUAGCGGCCUUGGUGCUGCUAGUGGUUCAAGUAAUGGAUAUGGUUAUGCCAGCAAUGCAGCUGGUGGUUCAGGUCUUGGAGGAAAUACAGGUCUUGGUGCAAGUGGUUCUCAAGGUUAUGGUUACUCCAGUAACACAGCUGGAGGUCUCGGACUUGGAGGAAAUGCUGGUCUUGGCGGUGCAAGCGGUUCAAGUGGAUAUGGUUAUGCCAGUGACACGGCUGGAGGUUUAGGUCUUGGUGGUGCUGGAGGUAGCACUUUUGGUGCAGGUGCCCAAGGAUAUGGUUAUGGCAGUAAUGCAGCUGGUGGACUGGGUUACGGAGGAGUUGGUGGAGCAGGAGCUGGUCUUGUCGGCGGCGGUCGUGGUGGUGACGCAAAUAACUUUGCUUCCGUUGCUGGCUCCAGUAGCGGUCUUGGAUUUGGUCAAGGAGGUGGAAUUGGAGGGUUGGAUGUAAACUUAAAUAAUCUUGCCGCUGUUAAAGGAAAAUCUUUGUAUGCCGACUCUGCUGAACAGUCUGGAGCCAACGAAAAAUCAUCAAGCGAAGUUGACCAUCAUCGCGGACCCGGAGUGUACCGCUUCCACGCCAAGAAGCAAAACGAGAGUUCCAAAUUCCACACCAAAGUACAAAAAAUUGUCAUUCAAUCCGACAGAAGGUCCCGUUAAAAAAACGAUUUUUUAAAUGUAUGAUUUAAUAAAGAGAUAUUUAUUUAAGUAA